This is a messenger RNA of Schistosoma curassoni, 3864 nucleotides long. The record is from the annotation of a GenBank genome assembly. NCBI's taxonomy places the organism in Eukaryota, Metazoa, Platyhelminthes, Trematoda, Strigeidida, Schistosomatidae.
UACCGGAAGAUCCAUUUACCCGGUUGUAUAUAUAUUCACCGGAUACUUAUGUUGUUCCAGAACUUGAUGGAAGCGCAAAAAUAAUGAUUUCUGAAGGUGAACAAUUACGUAUUUAUUGUGUAUUUGAAGCUAGACCUUCAAGUGAAUUUCAUGGUUGGCGUGGAACAACUACAGAUAUUGAAAAUAAUCUAAAAAUUGAACAUAGAAUUUAUUCAUCAUUAGCACAAACAGAUCAUGUUAAUUUAAACUUAGAUGGACAAAAAAUUGAAUGUGUCUAUGGUGAAAGAACUAAACCAGUCGAAAUAUCUGUUAUUCCUAAGGAUGAACGAAAACUUCAUGCCAAAAUAUUGAGUGAUGCAUUUAUAAAUGAUCGUCUUGUCGGUAUUACUGGAAGUGAUAUGAAUUUGACAUGUGAUGUUAAACAUACAACUAGAAAACCAGUGACUAUAGAUAGAAUUGAUUGGUUUGUUCAAUAUCCUAAUGGAAUAAGACGUGAUAUAAAACAUACACAAUUAGCAGAUAGUUUAUCAACUGGUCCUAAAGGUGAAUGGAUAUAUUUUACUAAAUUAACUGAUAAACCACAAGGUUUAAAUAUAUUUUGUGUUGUACGUUUAGAAGAUAUACAAAAAGCAACACAAGCCUAUUAUUCUUCACCACAUAUUAGUUUAUGGUUACGUGAACCAAAAGUAUUAGUCUUUAUUGAAGGACAAGAUCCUACAGGUAUAAUUACUGGCAUUGAAACAAAAACUGCUCAAAUUAAAUGUAUUGUUAAAGAUGCAUGGCGUAAUAAAACUGUAGAAGAAGCUGAUAUUGCAUGGGAGACAAAAGUUACAUCAAUUCAAGAAGAAUUGUCUAAUAGUAAUGAAAGAGCUAGACCACAACCAUCACCAAAUGAUUUACCAAUGUUAGGCGCUAAAGCUCUAUAUGAUACAAUGGUUAUAGCAGGUCUACGUAGACAACCUAAUUGGAUAGCUAGAUUUCGAUGUAAAGGAACCGAUUUAAAAACUGGUGCAUAUGGAUAUUCUGAUUAUGUGAAAUUAGAAGUUCUAGCUGGUGAUACUUUGGAACAAAUUCCUAAACUUCGACUUGUUAGUCAUACUGAUCCAAAUUCCCCUUAUCCAAAUAAGGUGGAAUGUAUUGAUGAUAAUGAAAAGUAUGAAUCACAAGUAACUUGGACCCGUCAAGAUGAACCAAUUGAUCCAGCACAAAUAACAACAACUCCUAAUAAGGCUGUAUUAAAAUGGACACAUAAUGGAAUAGAUAAAUUUGAUCCUAGAAUGGAUGCUGGUAUUUAUACAUGUCGAUCAGUGAAUUCAUAUUCAUCAUCAGUGAAACAAGUAUAUAUUCCAUAUGAUUUAAUAGCGACAGAUUAUGAAACACCAAUCACUCCUGAAGUAAGAAUAUUAUCGAAUGUGAAUGAAAUAUUCCAAGAUUCCGGUGAUCGUUAUGUUCGUGUUAUUCAAGGGCAACCAUUUGAAUUAAUUUGUACAUUCUAUGGACAUCCUCCACCAGAAGGUGGUUUACAAUGGUCAAUUGAUAGAUUUAAUGGAACUCGUAAUUCUUUAAGUUCACAUUGGUUAUCAAUGCAAGGAUUAAUUAUACAUUCUGGUCGUCAUUAUUGGACAACAAUUGGUUCACCACAAUUUGAUGCUCUAGGUAGACAUACUGGUGUAUUUCAAUGUACUGCAUUGAAUUCUAUUGGUCAGAUAAUUGAAAGAGAUCAAGUUCGAGUAGAGCUCCAUAAAGUCUAUGUACGUAUUAAUGAAUUGAGUGAAUCCGGUUUAAUUGAAAAUCAAAAAGGUUCUAAUGGUACAAUUACAUGUAAUGCAUAUGAUGGUUACUUACAGUUUAUUCUACCAGAUGCAACUUAUACAUGGGAAGUGGAACGUAUUAAUGGUGAACGUGUUCAUCCAAAUCUAAUUGCUGAUCAAAUUGAAUUAAAUAAUAAUCAAUUGUAUUAUCAUGGUUUAUCGCCUACAGCAAAUAAAUUAAGAAUACGAUGUAUUGCAUCAAAUGAUACAGCUCGUUACAUUUCACCAGAUUUCAGUUUUCGGGUAUUUGGUGGUGAUAAAGCUGAACCAGUGAAAACAUCAGAUAUUGAACCAGGUGGAACAAGAUGGAUAAGUGGAGAUGGUGAAGAAAGAAUCACUUUGAAAAUUGGUGGUAAAAAUGAUUUAACUAAUCAUGUUACAAUUAAAGAUGGUGAAAAUGUUCAAUUAAAUUGUACUGCUUAUGAUACAGUAACUGGAAAAGAAAUGACUGAUGGAAAUCUUCAUUUUGGUUGGAGAUUACUUGGUCUAUAUGGAGAAACAGUUCCAGAAGCUGGUUUAACCAGACAAUCAAUACAAUCUUAUACAAUAAACAAUGGUAAUACUGGGGUAUUGACUAUAGAAGAUACACGACCAUCACCAAAUCUACCACAACCAAGUGCACGUAUUCAAUGUUUAGCUACAUCAUAUAUUGAUGGGGUUACAUAUUAUAGUACACUUGUAGAUUUAAUAGUUUAUCCAGAAGAAAUCCCAGUAGAUCAUGUAAAAGAUGUGAAAGAUCGAGAAAAAUUAAAUCGUCUUUCUGUAAGUGUCGUUGGUCUAGAUGAUCGUGGAAGACUAUCUGGUACUGAAGGUUCUUCAGUAAAAUUAGAAUGUAUUGCUACAGAUCGUUCAACUAAACAACAUACAAAAGAAUCUGUAAUUUACGGUUGGGAAUUCAGUCGUUUAGAUGGUACACCAGUUGAUACAACAUCAUUAAUUGGAAUAGGAGAUAGCCGAUUAGAAGUAAAUGAAAAUCAAUUAAUUUUGCAAGGAUUAAAACAAACAACAUCAAUUCUUGGCCGUUGUCGUGUAAUAGUUCCAUCGGAAGAAUCAUUUGAUGAAGAUACUCAAUUAUCUCGAAGUGAAGAAGUAUUUUAUUCUCCACACUUUCGUUUCGAUAUCAUUGAUAGUGAUGGUACUGGACGUAGAGAUUUUAUUGCACCUAUGCAGCCAAUUGCGACAACAAAAGACAGUGAUAUUUUCAUUAAAGUUGAUGGAUUAGAUGAGAAUGGAGCAUUAUCAGCUAAUAAAGGAGAAAGUGUAGAAUUAAACUGUAUUGCAAUGAAUCAAACAACAAAUGAACCAAUUACUGAAGAGACAAUAACAGAUGUAGAAAUUAAUUAUGGCUUAGAAGUGAUACGUUUGAAUGGAUUACCAGCUUCUACAUUGGAAUUAGCUAAAACUAUUGAUAUAGACCCAGAAACUGGUCAAAUAAAAUUGAAUGAACUACGUAGUCAUUUGAAUGGUAAAGAUGUUAGAAAUCGUAUACAAGCUCGUUGUAUAGCUGAAAUCAAUUAUAAAUCAGAUAAAUAUCCUGAUCAAGGUUUACAACGUUAUGCUAGUCCAUAUUUCUUAGUCAAUAUACCAAAAGAUGUAGAAGCCUUGCCAGAUUAUAUAGAUGUAACACAUUCAAGAUAUGAAGUAACUGUUGGUGGAUUAAAUAAUCAAGGUGUGUUAAAAGUACAACCUGGACAGAAUAUUCAAUUAAAGUGUAUUAUUCGAGACAAAGAAACUGAUACACUAAUGGAUACAUUAACACAAAAUCAAUUUAUUGGAUGGCAAUUUCCUGCAUUACCCAGUGGUCAUCAAGUAAAUAUGGGUGAUUUUGCUACACGUUCUAAAGUACAAAAUGAUGAAUUACAUUUAGAAAAUAUACGUAAUGAUUAUCCAGAAAAUUUACAAGGUCGUUGUUGGUUUGAUGAUGGUUUCAUGCAUUUUUAUUCACCAUUCUUUCCUAUUGUUCCACCAAGUAGCGUAACAGAUGGUCGAGUACGAGUGGAAGUACAAGAAAUUGGAACCACGGAUCAAAAAGAAUAUUUAUGUACUGCUUAUG